Messenger RNA from Talaromyces atroroseus, 834 nucleotides. RefSeq lists its product as hypothetical. Gene Ontology annotation, molecular function: iron ion binding; heme binding; oxidoreductase activity, acting on paired donors, with incorporation or reduction of molecular oxygen. The record is from RefSeq and is a predicted model, not a curated record. The transcript is spliced from 6 exons. Bases 1 to 834 code for a protein of 277 amino acids. NCBI's taxonomy places the organism in Eukaryota, Fungi, Ascomycota, Eurotiomycetes, Eurotiales, Trichocomaceae.
AUGUUGCGCAUUGGGUUAGAUGCAGCUCUUGAGGCCGAUAUUGUUUCCGAAUUCAGUUUUGGUACAGCCAUUGGUGCUAUCAACGCGUGGAACGACAUGAAGGAAUUGAGCAUGGUAACUGUGAAUGAUGAAAUGGCAACUUGGAUGCCACUUUUCACUAAUUUCCCUGGCCUUUUUAACAUAUUAAGUAUGUUCAACUUUGCCCUCAAGUGGGCCACUGGGUAUCAACUCCCAAACAGUCAGCAUAUUCAAGACUUUCGAAAUUGGGCUGAAAGCGCUUGGGCCAGUGCUCUUACGGAAGACACUUCAUUUAAAUCCAACUUGAUAUAUACGUUGACACAAUCGGGUCUGCCUCCAGAAACAGCGCUCUCUGAGGCCAAAGAAAACCUUGGCCCGGGAACGGAUACUACUUCCGCAACUCUGGCGCACAUUAUUUGGGCCCUUGGCCAGAACAUUCGAUUCCAAGAUCAAUUGUAUGAAGAUCUUGAAAGCAUCGGCUUCCCAACAUCAAUUGCCAGUCUAGAAGUGGUACCAAAACUACGAGCAUGUGUGAAAGAAGGCAUUCGCUGGGCCGGCGCUGCUGCGGUUAUGUUGCCUCGAGUUGUCCCACAAGGCGGAGUCGAGCUUCAUGGGAAGUUCAUCCCUGAAGGAAUUAUUCUGUCGUCUUCUCCCAUUUGGUACCUACGCGAUCCUAUUGCGUUUCCAAAUCCUAAAGAAUACAACCCAUAUCGAUGGCUCACGCCAGACGGAUCUGAAAAUAGCAAGAACCAGUUGAGAGACGACUUUUAUAUACCCUUUUCAAGAGGAGCGAAUACAUGUAUUGGAGCACAGUGA